GGUACUUUGAGGAGCUUUGACAGAGAGCUGCUGCCAGCUUACCUAAACUGGGAGGUGGAGAAAGAAAAGAAGCUCAAGGAGAAGACACGAGAAGAUUUUAUUUUAAAUUAGAAGUCAGUGACAGGUGAAAUUUGCAGUUUUACAGCAACUGAGACAGUUCUUGGGACAUUUGCUUUGCUCAUUGUAAUCCCCCCAGCAUGUCUCUGGAAGUUAAGAAGAAGACCCAGGUACGUUUUGUGUUUCUUGGGGCAGCAGGAGUGGGCAAGACAGCCCUGAUCCAACGUUUCCUCCAAGAUACAUUUGAGCCCAAACACCGGCGCACAGUGGAAGAGCUGCACAGCAAAGAGUAUGACAUUGGUGGGGUCAAGAUCACAGUAGAAAUCCUGGACACCAGUGGCAGCUACUCCUUCCCGGCCAUGCGCAAGCUCUCCAUCCAAAACAGCGAUGCCUUUGCACUGGUGUACGCCGUGGAUGACCCAGAGUCACUGGAGGCUGUCAAGAGCCUCCGAGAUGAGAUUCUGGAGAUCAAGGAAGACAAGUACACACCAAUUGUGGUGGUGGGGAACAAGGUAGACCGAGAACAGGAGCGUCAGGUAUCCAAUGAGGACGUGCUGUCAACUGUAGAGAUGGAUUGGAACAACAGUUACCUGGAAGCUUCAGCAAAGGAGAACGCCAACGUGGUGGAGGUGUUCAAGGAGCUCCUGCAGCAGGCAAACCUUCCCAGUCGUCUCAGCCCGGCGCUGCGCAGACGCAGGGAGACCUUUCCAAAAGAUACCAACUUCCGGCCACCCAUGAACAAGACCAACAGCUGCAUUCUGUCAUAACAGGAGGCAGAAGAAGAUAAUGUUUUGUUUCAUGAGGCGACAAGAGAUGAGAGCGUGGAGGGUAUGUUGUGCUGCUGGACACAGAGAAAGAGCAGAGAGGAAAGCCUGCCUGACUUCAGUCAGCGGGGUGUAAAGUGAAGAGCUGCCUGACUGAGAUAAGUGAUUCUGGACACACAAAGACACUUCAGGGUUCACAACUGAGGGGAAAAGAAACUGAGAGGUGAAGUGAGACUGAACUUGAACAGACUGCCAGUGGAAAGAAGGAAGAUGCAUUAACUACACAGUUGUUUACUCAAUGUAAUGUUGUUGCUGCUUUGGUGACAUGCUGCUGGUGUUUAGAUCAAUGUAUAGCUUUUGGAUUUAAAAUUAAAAUGUUCACUUGCAUCAAAAUAUUAAGACUGUUGAUAACAGAUUGUUUACUGAGAGAAAGUGUGUGUGUAUAUAAUGUGCAAAAGUUGUAUGUCUCAUGUAAAUUGUUUUAAUUUGAUAAUUCACUUGUAGCACAUCAUGUUUACAAUUUUUGUAUUGAAUUUCAAUUUUACAUUGGGCAUGACAUUAUUCUUAUGUUUGUUUGUUUUUUUAAAAAGUGGUGAAAUGCAAAUGUAAACCGUAAAUGCACUUUUCAUUUUGAAAUGACAAUUCAAAAUUAUUGUUUUUUUUUAGCUUGUUUUUUUUCUUCUUUUCUAUAAGUUAGAGUUUUUUUUAUUAUGGCAUAUUCUCACAAAUGUCAUGUUGCUCAUCAUUUGACAAAUGUAAGUGGAAUGUGGUUCUAAAUGUGUAAUAAAAGACGUAAGC
Messenger RNA from Larimichthys crocea (large yellow croaker), 1619 nucleotides. Its product is annotated as GTP-binding protein Rhes. The record is from RefSeq and is a predicted model, not a curated record. Lineage: Eukaryota; Metazoa; Chordata; Actinopteri; Sciaenidae. The transcript has a single exon. Gene Ontology annotation, molecular function: GTP binding; GTPase activity. Bases 198 to 824 code for a protein of 208 amino acids.